Molecule: messenger RNA, 1486 nt
Organism: Monopterus albus (swamp eel)
Lineage: Eukaryota; Metazoa; Chordata; Actinopteri; Synbranchiformes; Synbranchidae
Gene: rnf152
Product: ring finger protein 152
Exons: 1
Molecular function (GO): ubiquitin protein ligase activity; metal ion binding
Source: RefSeq, a predicted model, not a curated record
AACUACUACAGCCCCCGCCGGCGGCCUAAGCUCCUGGAUUGCAGACACACAUGCUGCUCAGUGUGUUUGACCCAGAUGCGCAGCACCCAGAAAGAGAUUCGUUGUCCCUGGUGCCGUGGCGUCACCAAGCUCCCGCCGGGUCUCUCUGUGUCCCAGCUUCCGGAUGACCCAGACAUCAUCACUGUCAUUGCCAUCCCUCAUGCCUCUGAGCACACGCCCGUGUUCAUCCGGCUCCCUAGCAACGGCUGCUACAUGCUUCCCCUGCCUGUCGCCAAGGAGCGGGCACUCGGCCUUCCAGGGGAGCUGGGAUGUCACUUCCUGCCUGGCAGCCAGCAGAAGGGGAUAGCAGUGGUGACUGUGCCUGAGCAGCAGCCUCUGGGGCUGGCUAUGGAUCUGGAGGGAGGGGAGGUUGAACAGAGAGUUACUGGCCCUGUGGGAGGAGGAGGGAAGGGCUCCACGUGGUCUGGCGUUUGCACAGUGAUUCUGGUGGCGUGUGUGCUGCUCUUCCUCCUGGGCAUUGUGCUACACAACAUGUCCUGCAUCUCCAAACGUUUCACUGUCAUCUCCUGUGGCUGAGGACAGGGGGAGGCUGCACGGACUGCCGUCACCCCCCCCCCCUGAAUUUCUCCAUUUUCUCCACUAGUCCUGACUCUCCUUAGCGUGGGAGGAGAGGGCAAACUAAAGUCAUAUCUUGGCCAUCUAAAGAAACUAGCAAUGUAGAAAGACACAGAUGAAGAAGAAGGAGAAUCACAAAUGGCCAGCCAUUUGUCCCCUUUUUUAAAUUACCAAACAGCACUUCACUUUCCUCUUGUCCAACAGUUACUGGCCUGUACUGGUCCUUCCAUUUUUCUCAAACAAGGUUUUGGGAAUAACUCCAGGAAUAUUUUUGGCGAGCUGAUUUGUUUUUGGCUUGGAGCCGGUUUCACAUUCACUUACGCUCACAGUGGUUGGAUUGCCUGUUUAGUCUGUGGUUUGUAGAAGUGCACCAGUUAUCAUAGCGUUGUUUAGCUGAGUGUAGGAUCUGAGUGCAGGGUCUCCAGCUGGUGCUGCAGCACACAGGGUCCAGAUGUACCUGCUCUCUGCCCUCUGGAGCUGCAGGAAUGACAGCAACUGUGGCUCUGUCUGAGUCGACUCAAUAUCUACACAGCUUUCAUUUUCUUUUUUUUACAACCCGUUCCUGUUCAGAACAAACUGUUGCUAUGAUGUUGUUUCAUGUGUUAAAUGGGCUACUGCCAAAAAAAAGGAGAACAUAGUGUAUAUUGAAAUGGUCAUUUAUGUCAGUGUAUUAUACAGCUAAACUAAAAGUGUGGGUACUGAGCAACUUUAAAAUUUUGAAUUUGUGCAGUUUGAUAACUUGAUAAGUCAAUUAAAGGAAUUUAAAAAGAAAAUCUUUGGAUUUUGGUCUGUUGGUUGCAUAAAACAAGCUAACUGAAGGCAUCGCAUGGACUGUACAGUUCUCUGACAAUUUCUUUACUAAAUUACUUAA